UAUCUAGUGUGCUGAUGAGAACAUUUCGCCUUGAUUAAUCAACUGGCACUAAUUGUGAAUCUGCGCUAAAGAGGUCCGCCAUGGCUAGCAAACGGCACAAAUCUUCUUUACCCGUUCGGAGGAAAAAUCACGAGAUAAUAGAGCGCAAUAGCACAAUUUUAGAUUCGUGCGCUUCAAAAUAGGCGAGGAGUGUCGCAGGCGGCGCAGUUCUGCGGUCUUUGAGCGAAAUUAAAGAACCCGCGUCGGCGGUGGAUCGAGAGCACCGCGUGUAAUAAAUAAGUUCAAAGAAAAGUGCACUGUCACCUGCGGCGGCUCGAGGCCAAAGGAUCGAAAUCUCUCGACACUGAUUGUAUCAAUGAAAAAGGAGCACGUCGUCGCAUAUUAUUCUUUUGGGUUGAUCGACUGGCCUUCGCUGCGACAAGGAUGCUAAGUGUCGACGCUUUUUCAGCGCACACGCCUCUUUCGCGGCAAUUAGAUUACAGCAAAAAGCGAACAGACCCAAAGGAAGUUUAGCUGGAAUCGGAAAUACUGUCAACCUUCUCGGCGACAGUCCAUGAAAUCCCGCUUUUUCUGCCUGCCACCUUGAGGUGUAAUCAAGCUGAAAUGGAAAAUUUUUGCCCUCACGCUUUGCUAUAAAACAUUUGGCACAAUUAUGACACUGUUUAGUUUGUCGUAUUAGAUUGGAGUGUGCACACUGUCUGCUGCGUUGAAAAUGAAAAUUUUAAAGUGGCUCCUAUCUCUGGCCAUCCUCUGUGAAUCGACCUUCGCCCAGCAAAACCUUUUCUUCCCCGGCUCUACCAACACUCAAGCACAAAACUCACCAUCCAUCCAAUCGAUUUCAAGCCGAAUCGCCAACCGCCUGAAAGCGAAUAACAAUAAACGAAACGAAGAAAGACGAACUUUCGAAGCCCCCAAGCCAGGAGAUGUCACGACCACCAGCACCAUGCCGCCAGAAUAUGCCAAUUCUAGGUCGUACGAACAGAACCCUCAAUUCCCGUUCUCCACUCCGCCACCUUUCGUGAACAACAAUUUCUUCAGUAACAACAGACCAUCAUUUUUCUCCUCUGGAAGCCGGCCAGGCUUUUUCGGUAGCUCGCCUUUUGGCCUAAAUGACUUCAACUUCCAGGCUGCCACCUUUCCUACCUUGAACCAAAGGCCCGAUUCAAAUAUUUUCAACUCUGGUGCCAAUCAGGGCGCAGGUCAACCCAAAAACUACCAUUUUCGCCGAGAUUACAACGACAAGGACGGCUACUCGCCCUGGAGGGACGUGACGGGGUCCAACAGCCCCCAGGGGGACUUCCAGCAGUCCACUGGUAUUAGGCAAAAUAGCUUCCCAAGUCCCAACUUCCACCAAAAGUUUGAUUUGGGACCGCAAGGAUUUUUCAAUUUUGGAAAGCAAGCGGACGAGAAGAAAAACGGCAGCAAUGGAUAUAGCGACAAAACGGUGGCGAUCAUGAAAAUCGAACCCGCGGAGAAGCACCACAAAAACCUUGGGGACUUUGCAAGGGGGAACUCGCAGAAUAGGUUUGGAAACAGCGCAGAAAAUGAUUUUAACUUGAACAGCUUGGCACAGAGUUUCCGCAGCAUUAAAUGGCCUGGACAAAAUUAACAACCAAAUUUCACUCUGUAAAAAUGUAAACAAAAAUAAAGCAUUCUGUUGAGGUCGUGA
Cloeon dipterum is the source of this 1669-nucleotide messenger RNA. RefSeq lists its product as uncharacterized. The record is from RefSeq and is a predicted model, not a curated record. NCBI's taxonomy places the organism in Eukaryota, Metazoa, Arthropoda, Insecta, Ephemeroptera, Baetidae. The coding region runs from base 713 to 1609 and encodes 298 amino acids. The transcript is spliced from 2 exons.